UGACAGCGGUGGGUUCGGUUUCGUCAGUGUCAGAAUCCUGAGAAUAAAAAGCAGAGUGUGAGGUCAGUGUUCAGUCUGAAGAUGGAGACGAAGGAGGAGAGCGUCCCAGUGAAGAGGGGCAGCACGGAGCAGAGGAAGCUGCGUUCUCGUGAUGCAGCUCGAUGUCGCCGUGGUCAGGAGACGGAGGUGUUCUAUGAGCUCGCCCACUCGCUGCCCCUCCCCCGCAGGGUGACCACCCACCUGGACAAGGCUGCCAUCAUGAGGGUCGCCCUCAGCUUCCUGCGCCUGCACCACCUCCUGCAACCCGGGGAGAGGAGCAGCAUCACAGGAGCAGGUGAGAAUCCAAAAGAGGAGUCUGAAGAGGAAGAGAGCGACGACAGGGAGGAAGAGGAGGAAGAGGAGGAUCCAAUGGACGCUUUCUAUCCUCAGACGCUGGCUGGUUUCAUCAUGGUGAUGACGGAGGAAGGAGACAUGAUCUACCUGACGGAAAACGUCAGCAAACACAUCGGCAUCACACAGCUGGAGCUGCUGGGUCAGAGUGUUUAUGACUUGGUUCAUCCGUGUGACCAGGAGGAGCUCAGAGAUCUGCUGGGUCCAGGUCCAGGUUCGAGUAAGAAAGAACAGAAACAUCACAACGAGAGAAACUUCUUCCUGCGAAUGAAAAGCACACUGACCAGCAGGGGGCGCACAGUCAACAUCAAGUCCGCCACAUGGAAGGUUCUUCACUGCACAGGUCACAUGGGUCCACAUGGCGGCGGCUCCACGUCGCCCCCUGCAGGCAGAGUGAUGACCCUGCUGUGUGAGCCCAUCCCUCACCCGUCCAGCGUGGAGUUCCCUCUGGACACGUGCACCUUCCUCACCCGCCACAGCAUGGACCUGCGCUUCACUCACUGCGAGGGCAGGGUUACAGAGUUGACGGGAUACAAACCUGAAGAUCUGAUUGGCCGCUCGGCCUACGAGUUCCAUCACGCGCUCGACUCCGAUCACGUGACCAAAAGCCUGCACACAUUGUUGCUCAAAGGUCAGGUCAGCACCAGGCACUACCGCUUCCUGGCAAACCGCGGCGGCUUCGUCUGGGCCGAGACUCAAGCGACUGUUCUCUACAGCGGCAAGACGUCGCAGCCAGAGGCCGUCGUCUGCCUCAACUUCAUCCUCAGUUCCGUGGAGCAGCCACACGUGGUCUUCUCCUCGGAGCAGACCCGUUCUGGUCUCCAGCCCGAAGCGGACCCCGACUCACCGCGGCUCACACCAGAGGAAUGUGGGACCCCCGACGUCUGUGGCACUGACGUUCAAAAUCUAACCAACUGCCGUCAGACUGAGGUCACAGGUUCGAUUCCCAGCAGCAACACGGAGCUGCUCUUCAAACCACAGGAGGAGCCUGAGGAGCCUGAGGAGCCGGUGGAGACGGACGCCGUCGCACCACUGACAGGAGGUUUUGUGGAGCUGUCGUUCGUUAGUCCUCUCAGGCCGCACCUGCUGCCCGACCACCCUCAGGAUCUGUGCACCCCCGAGCUGCGACAGCUCCUCACUCCCAUCUUCAGCCCCAUCACACCACCCUCGUCUUCAUCACCAGCCUCCUCACCUGAUUGUCUCGGUGAGGACGAGGUGAUGGACGCCAGCGAGGUGCACAGGUUCUUUGCCAUUUGGCCAGAAAAUGGUCAAAAGAAAGAAAAGACAGUGGAGAACAUGGAGGGGAUGGAUCUGGACAUGUUGGCUCCGUACAUCUCCAUGGACGAUGACUUCCAGCUGAGCGUCUCCGGGGGUUUGUCUGAGGAAGUGGACGAACCUUCAGCUGUGUCUCCAGCUGUCUCACUCAGAAGGAAACGGGCUCAUCACCGAGGGGCGGAGCUUCCGUCUCAGCUGAGGAUUCAGGACAAGAGACAGAAACAAACUGCUCCGUCAACAGAAGAGGAACUUUUCCUCAGUCACGGAUUACUGGACUGUCUGGAGGAACCCGACCAAUCAGAUCUGAGCUCAGACCCAGGAGGGCGGAGUCAGCUCCUCACAGACAGAGACCCCGUCUUAGGAGGCGUUCAGGGGCUCUGUGAAGCUGCAGCUCUGAUGAGAGACAUAUUCGAACCUCGGCCUCCUGACCUGUCGCUCUUGACCUGAUGGCGCUCCCUGGGAGUUUGGCGCUCGACUCGUGCGCUCAAAGAGAGAACGUGGACCCGGGAUCCACAGCGGCCCACAGAGCGCACAUACACAAACACAACACGCCACAAACAUGUACGCAUCAGAACAUCGACUCACGUACGCUGCAUCCCUCUGCCGGAGGGUUGACCCGACGCCAUCGCUCGCAGCUCAAACAGGAAACGCCACUUAUGUGUUUCCUCAUUGUUCUCUGACUGUGGAGCGAGAGCCAAUCACACGCUGGAGAUCAGGUGUGUGAGUCCACCUUUUGAAUCUGAGCGUUUUCCAUCUACUUUAAUGUUUAUCAAUGAUUUCAUGUGAGAAAUCAUCAAGGGUCAAUCUCUCUUAUGGACAGCAGGUGGUGCUAAAGCCUUUCAUUCAGAGGAUGAGAAGAGAAUCUGGGAACGUGUUUUUCUAUGCAGCUAAAUUUAGUGUAACUUUAAAGAUUUGAUGUCAGAAAUCAUCAUUUGGAUACGUACAGUCUGUGCAGCAACUCCCAUGAUGCUCGGCUUUGUCAACUUAUCUUUCGUUCAAACAUUCUCUCACUGACGUUUUCUCUGAAACAAUCACAACAAACAAACAAGCGAGUUUCAGUGGCACGGUUUAUCUCAGUGGCUUAUUUUUAUGUAUUUUUAUAAACUCAUGCUUAAUCUUCUUUUCUUCAAUGAUGUGUUUACUGUAAAGAGUUUUCAGCUGGGGGUUUUAUCACUGUGUUUUGAGAAAUGAGUCGAUCGCCUGUAGGUCAGUCGGGUGUGCGUUUGUCCUCUGAUGGUGUCGGGGGGGUUAUCUCAUAUCAAACACUCCUGUUGGUUAACAUGAGGCGAGCGUGACCUCUGUGGUAAACCCACGUGACCUUGUGGCAUCAAACAUGCAACAUGUCGCUCUCUGCAGAUUUGAUUCUGCCUUUCUCAUAUUAUUACAUUUACAUUUAUAACCUGGUUAACUGUCAGUGAGACAAACAGUAGAGUUCAUAUUCUUAUUAAACUCUAGUCUUCAUGUUUUUAUCAUCUAUACGUUUGAAUUUUACAACUUUUAACAAACUGUUCCUCGAGUUAUAACAGCUGAACGUAGUGUUUUUGUUUCUACACUGACAUUCGGAGGAUUGUUGUUUUGGCCACAAACUCUCUCUCUGUGAGCCUCGUGUCCUCCAGUGAAACACAAACAGGAUCUGCUCAACGUCCCUGUUGAUUUCUAAUGAGGAAGAGAAAACCUGUUUUAUUUGUAUCUGUUCAUCCUGUUCGUGUUCUGGACUUCUGAAUAAAGCUGUUGAAGCAGAA
Limanda limanda (common dab) is the source of this 3407-nucleotide messenger RNA. It is a transcript of the gene hif1al, whose product is annotated as hypoxia inducible factor 1 subunit alpha, like. The coding region runs from base 82 to 2112 and encodes 676 amino acids. NCBI's taxonomy places the organism in Eukaryota, Metazoa, Chordata, Actinopteri, Pleuronectiformes, Pleuronectidae. Gene Ontology annotation, biological process: cellular response to hypoxia; regulation of transcription by RNA polymerase II. The transcript has 15 exons. Gene Ontology annotation, molecular function: protein dimerization activity; RNA polymerase II transcription regulatory region sequence-specific DNA binding; DNA-binding transcription factor activity, RNA polymerase II-specific. The record is from RefSeq and is a predicted model, not a curated record.